CAGGGGGGCAGCCGGGAGAGCGGAGCCCCCACUCGCCACCGCCUCCGGGUCUGGGUCAGCCGCCACCCCCUGGCAGUGACCCCGCCCCGGCCCGCCGGGCCCGGCAGUCCGUUCGCAAUAAGGUCCCGCUGGGAAACAGUGUCCUGCCCGUGCGCCCCCAGCCUUGCGCCCCCGCUUCGAUGAGAAGAAAGGGAGCUGCGCCGUCUCGGGUUACAGGGUACGAGCGGGCCGCCGCCGCCGCCGCUUCCUCCGGGUCCGCAGUUCGAGCCCCUAAGCGAAGACCUUCAGUGGAUAGCGAGGCGGCAGGGGGGAGCUGGGCCGUGCCGGUUUAAAGCACUUGGGCGGAGGCGGAGAGUUUUCCCGGAACCUGUGUGGAAGCUCGCGGAGGCGGGGGGGACGCUUUUCCGUGUAGCAGGACGCGGAAGCGGUUCGGUGCGGAGCGGCUGAGAGCGCCCAGCGGAGAGCUACGGGACCCAGCGCAGCGGCACCGCCGCCUCUCCCGGCACCGCCGCCUCUCCCGGCACCGCCGUCUCUCCCGGAACCGCCGCCAUCGCCAUGUCCUCCGACUUCGAGAGCUACGAGCAAGACUUCGCGGUGCUGACGGCCGAGAUCACGGGCAGGAUCGGGAAGGUGCCCAAGCUGGUAGGAGAUGAGAAGCAGCAGAUGGUUGCAAAUGUUGAGAAACAGCUCGAAGAAGCAAGGGAACUGCUUGAGCAGAUGGAACUUGAAGUUCGAGAGAUCCCACCUCAAAGCCGAGGGAUGUACAGCAGUCGAAUGAGAAGCUACAAGCAAGAAAUGGGAAAACUUGAAGCUGAUUUUAAAAGGUCACGGAUCGCCUACAGUGAUGAGGUGCGGAAUGAGCUCCUAGGGGAUGACGGGAAUUCCUCAGAGAACCAGUUGAUAAAAUUACGUGAAGAGAGGGCACAUCUGCUCGAUAACACAGAGAGGCUGGAAAGGUCAUCUCGGAGACUAGAGGCUGGAUACCAAAUAGCAGUGGAAACUGAGCAGAUUGGACAGGAGAUGCUGGAAAAUCUCAGCCAUGACAGAGAGAAGAUCCAGCGUGCUCGGGAAAGGCUUAGAGAAGCAGAUGCAAACCUUGGGAAGAGUUCCAGGAUUUUGACAGGAAUGUUGCGAAGGAUCAUCCAAAACCGGAUUUUGAUCGUUAUUCUGGCAGUCAUCAUCAUCUUCACCACCAUAAUGGCUAUUUUUUUUUCUGUCAAAGGACGCUGAUAUCUUUGCUCUUCACUAAACAGCAACAAACUGCUUGUUCUGAGUAAUUAAGACAAAGUGUUCACAUGAAUCAUUCUCUUGCACUGACAGAGUCUCCUUCUCUUUUCCACUCUUCAACUCAGGUGCAAGUGGUGUAAAAUAUUGUUGAUGGCGUAGUUGAUGGCAUGUGGGGUUGAUUAUUUUUUCUUACAUUUUUUGUCUUUAUCUGAGUGUUUUCAGAAUCUUAAUAUUUGUUGGGGUGAGGACUUGUUCCAGUAUAAAAAGGUUUAACUUGUCAAAUUCUCUCCCAGACAAUUAACCUAUAAGUUACCAGAAUUUAGUGAGGGAACAUGAGGUCUUUGCACUUCUCCUGUGCUGUGCAGGGUGUAUGAAUACCAAGCAGUAUCUGACCUUCUGUGAUAGAGAAUAUAAGUACAGCCAAGACCAAAUGAUGUAGAAAGUGAACCUGUCUGCUGUAACUAACCCCAAAUCAUGAAUUAUCAUUAAUAGAUGUAAGCCAGUUAAGAACAGUAGUUAGUUUUAAGAGAGACCAACCUUAGGAUGAUGUUUAAUUUAUCUGAUGUGAAUCCAACACUCUGGUUAAUGAAUUUUUUUUAAAUUACCUUUUCUUUGCUGCUUAUUGAAAACACUUCCACUUUCAUCUAGAUCAUGAUAAUACAUCACUGACCCAAAAUGUAGCUGUGACCACAGUCUACCUGUUGAAUCUGUUUUAUCUUCCCAAGGUGAUACAUGUACUGAUAAGUAUACACACUAGGCCCUUAUUGAAGAUGUAUAAAGAUACUUAUCUAUUAAUUGCUGAUUGAAAAGAGAUCCUAAGUAAUGGUUCAGUGACAAAAAUGUGAUUACAGUGCAUAGAACAAAAAUUUAGAUUUUUAAUAUUGGCCUGACUAUGUUAAGUUGCAUGUUGGAAAUAUUUUUGGUGCAUUAAAUUCUAAUAUGAUAUUCCCCUUUUGAAACAGAAACUGUAAAAAUGUUAAUUUAUACAUGCUUUUUGCUGAUAUAAUAUAUCAUAGUUUCAUCUA
Molecule: messenger RNA, 2252 nt
Organism: Calypte anna (Anna's hummingbird)
Lineage: Eukaryota; Metazoa; Chordata; Aves; Apodiformes; Trochilidae
Gene: VTI1A
Product: vesicle transport through interaction with t-SNAREs 1A
Exons: 9
Coding region: 556-1230 (224 amino acids)
Biological process (GO): Golgi to vacuole transport; intra-Golgi vesicle-mediated transport; retrograde transport, endosome to Golgi
Cellular component (GO): late endosome membrane; endoplasmic reticulum membrane; Golgi apparatus
Molecular function (GO): SNARE binding; SNAP receptor activity
Source: RefSeq, a predicted model, not a curated record